GCUGCCGCCGCCGCCGCCGCCGCCGCCGCCGCUGCUGCCGCCGCCGCCGCCGCCGCCGCCGCCGCCGCCGCCGUCGUUGCUGCUGCCGCCGCCGCCGCCGCCGCUGCUGCUGCUGCCGCCGCCGCCGCCGUUGCCGCCGCCGCCGCUGCCGCCGCCGCCGUUGCUGCCGCCAUCAUGCCGCCGCCCUGCCGCCGCCCGACGUCGUUGCUGCCUGCCGCCGCCGCCGCCGUUGCUGCUGCUGCGCCGCCGCCGCCCGCCGCCGCCGCCGCAUGCCGCCGUGCUGCUGCUGCUGCCGCCGCCGCCGUUGCUGCUGCUGCCGCCGCCGCGUCGUGCUGCUGCGCCGCCGCCGCCGCCGCCGCCGCUGCUGCUGCCGCCGCCGCCGCUGCUGCUGCCGCCGCCGCCGCCGCCGUUGCUGCUGCUGCCGCCGCCGCCGCC
Messenger RNA from Oncorhynchus tshawytscha (Chinook salmon), 435 nucleotides. Its product is annotated as antifreeze protein Maxi-like. Gene Ontology annotation, molecular function: ice binding. The transcript is spliced from 3 exons. The annotation marks the transcript as partial. The record is from RefSeq and is a predicted model, not a curated record. Lineage: Eukaryota; Metazoa; Chordata; Actinopteri; Salmoniformes; Salmonidae.